Messenger RNA from Myripristis murdjan (pinecone soldierfish), 1050 nucleotides. Its product is annotated as B-cell receptor CD22-like. The record is from RefSeq and is a predicted model, not a curated record. The transcript is spliced from 5 exons. NCBI's taxonomy places the organism in Eukaryota, Metazoa, Chordata, Actinopteri, Holocentriformes, Holocentridae. Bases 1 to 1050 code for a protein of 349 amino acids.
AUGUACAGGGCAAAUGAAGCUCUCACAUCUAAAAGUCUGGCUGAGAUGCAGGGAGUGGGGAGUGGCUUGGUGCAGAGUAUGGAUAAACUGGGAAUGACUUACCAUCCCACUGAGAUCUGUGCAUUGAAAGGAUCAACAGUGGAAAUGCAGUGCACCUACACAUACCCAUACAGAGAAAAUGGCCAUUUUACCACAGUUGAAAAAACUCUGUGGUUUACUAAGGAGGAGGAUAAAGAACCUGUGGAUCUGAGAUCAAACUCAGAAUAUGCAAAUCGUUUGGAGUAUCAGGGUCUCCAGAUAGAGGUGACCACAUACAGGUCUUCUUCCUGGGUAACACUGAAGUGUGCCAGCAGCUGUCCUCUAGCUGGUCGUCCUUCCUACGUCUGGUACAAGAAUGGAGAGAAAUUUAAGGAAAGAACUUCUCCUUCCUAUGGAGCUUACUUUAAUUAUGAGGACAGCUAUUCCUGUGCUGUAAAAGGACACGAGGAUUUCUGCUCUCCCUCAGUGUAUGCUCCCAAGGUUCCCUCAGUGUCGGUGAGUCCCUCUGGUGAAAUAGUGGAGGGCAGUUCAGUGACUAUGACCUGCAGCAGUGAUGCUAACCCAGCAGCUACUUAUACCUGGUACAAGAAGAAUGGAAAUCCAGCCCAGGAACCUUUGAGGACAGGACCACAGCUGAACUUUGUUUCCAUCCAGUCCUCUGACUCUGGAGAGUUUUACUGCACAGCGCAGAAUAAGCUGGGGAAGAAGACAUCUGACUCCACAUCUAUUGAUGUCAAAUAUGGUCCCAAGAUGCCUUUACUGAUGGUGAGUCCCUCUGGUGAAAUAGUGGAGGGCAGUUCAGUGACUCUGACUUGUAGCAGUGAUGCUGACCCUCCAGUGCAUAAAUACACCUGGUACAAGGAGAACCAAACUCUGCUUCAAGGACCAGAGGAAAGUUAUAACUUCACCUCCAUCAGCUCUGAGGACACAGGGACAUACCACUGUCAGUCUGAGAAUCAAAAUGGACGGAUUAACUCCUCUUCUGUACUGAUAGAUGUCCAAUGUAAGUAA